Vanessa tameamea is the source of this 1538-nucleotide messenger RNA. It is a transcript of the gene Wwox, whose product is annotated as WW domain-containing oxidoreductase. Bases 73 to 1338 code for a protein of 421 amino acids. Gene Ontology annotation, molecular function: protein binding. The transcript has 7 exons. NCBI's taxonomy places the organism in Eukaryota, Metazoa, Arthropoda, Insecta, Lepidoptera, Nymphalidae. The record is from RefSeq and is a predicted model, not a curated record.
UAUAAUACCUACUGUUUCAAAAUAUUUUUAAAUCAUUUGUCUCUUUAAUUUAUUUCUGUAGUAUAAGACAAAAUGCACAAUUUAGACUCUGACAGUGAAGACGAACUACCUCCAGGAUGGGAAGAAAAAUCAACCGAAGAUGGAAAUGUUUAUUUUGUUAAUACAUGUAAUAAUAAAAUACAGUGGACUCAUCCUCGCACAGGACAUAAGAAAGUUAUUCCGAAAGAUUUACCCUUCGGUUGGACAAAAACCAUGGAUGAAAACGGCAAGCCUUUGUACAUACAACAAGAAACUGGAAACAAAACUUAUGUAGAUCCAAGAUUAGCAUUCGCAAAGGAGGAGAAAAAGCAUGUAAAUGAUUUCCGCCAAAGGUUUGAUGGCUCGUCCACAGCUUUUCAGGUUCUUCAUGGUGUGGAUCUAUCUGGCAAAUAUGCACUUAUAACAGGAUGCAAUGCAGGCAUUGGGUUUGAAACUGCAAAAUCCUUGGCAAGGCAUGGCUGUAAUAUAUUAUUAGCUAAUCGCAAUAUGGAAGCCACACAACAAGCAAUUGAACAGAUUGUCAAAGAUACUAAAGUAUCAGAAGACAACCUUAAAUCAAUAUACCUGGACUUGGGCUCAUUGAAUAGUGUUAAAAAAUGUGCUAUGGCUGUAAGAACAGUUUUUUCAAAUCACCUUGAUAUGUUAAUAUUGAAUGCUGGUGUUUUUGGACUCUCAUAUGAAGAGACAGAGGAUAAAUUGGAUAGAACAUUUCAAGUAAAUCAUCUGUCACACACAUAUUUAGCAUUAUUAUUAGAACCGUUACUGAAGAAAGGGUCCAGAGUAGUGUUUGUGUCUUCGGAAUCACACAGAAUGGCGAGCUUAAAAAAUGUUUUUGUAAAACAAAAUCUUGCACAUCCAAAAGAUCAAUACAGUACAUUGAUAGCUUAUAAUAAUUCUAAAUUAUAUAAUGUUAUUACUGCAAAGAUAUUAAGUGAAGAAUGGAAACAUAAGGGUAUUGCUGUAAAUUCUUUGCAUCCUGGAAACAUGGUUUAUACAAAUCUGCCCAAAAGUUGGUGGUUUUAUCAAAUGUUAUUUAUGAUGGUGCGACCUUUUACCAAGUCUUUACAACAAGCAGCUGCAACGUCUGUUUACGUCGCAACGGCAUCCGAACUGGAAGGCGUUACAGGGCUUUACUUUAAUAAUUGCUUUUAUUGUGAAGAAUCAGCCUUAGCUCGGGACAAAGAUAUAGCAAAUGAGAUCUUCUCUAUAUCGCUCGGCAUGAUAGAAGAGAGAGUAGGUCGAGAUAAUAUAGAAAAAUACGUUGAUAAAUAUUGCAAUCGAAAGGAGAAUGCGACAUAAAUGAUAAUAUCUCUCGUAAUAUCAAUAUAUGGAAAUUGAUUGAUUCCACAGGUUUGGUGUUCGGUUGAUGAAUAUUUUGAAGGUUUGGAAAAUAUUUUAAUUACAAUGAUAUGUAAUCUUUUUAUUAUUCACAAGUUAGGUGAUUUGGUGGAGAUGGAAUAUUUUAAUCAGUUACUUUUUAAUCGGGUAUCUAUAUAUGU